AUGCUGAAUCUACUGUACCAGCAGAAUGGGGCGGGGGCUGGGUCGAAGAUUCUAGGAGUUACCUCCGCCCACCCCUCUGUCGCGAUCUCCAUCCGCGACAAUCAUGCACGGGGCACCUCCGCGCGCGCCUCGUCCGUGCCGGCGGAGGUGCUCGCGUCUUUCGAGGCCCCUCAACCGGCGGCGACGGUGUUGGGCGGCGCUGCCUCCGCCGCGACGGACGAGGUAUGCUCGCAUGCUGCCUGUUUCAUCCGCGCGAAGGUGCGCGCGGAGGUAAAUGUUCAGGUAGAAGUUGCUACUGUAAUUUGCUGUGUGCGCGGAGGUGCCCUCCGCCGCCACGGACGAGGUGCGGUUGCCAGCUGCAGGUGCCAGCAGUGUUGCUGUUGCUGCCAGCAGUGCUGCCAUCACUGCACGCCUUCCCUGCAGACGGUUUUCUCUGCAGCGCUGUUGAUGCCGUUGCUCUCGCACGCCUUCCCUGCCCCCAUCACCUCCACGCGCGUCUUUCGAGGCGCCUCACGAGGCGGCGAUGGUGCUGCCAUGCUCGCGGCGGAGGUGCUCGCGUCUAUUGAGGCGCCUCACAAGGCGGCGACGGUGCUGCCAUGCUCGCGGCGCUGCUCUCCACCAUCGGCCAAGGCGCGAGCCGCCACCCAUGCUGCCCACCACGUGAGAUGCACGAGGGGUGAGGGCGGAGUGGGAUGCGAGUUUGACAUGGGAAGGGGGACCAUUCCGGGUUUCCCAUGUUCCCUUUCCCCUCCUGCCUCCCUCCCCUCCCCUUCCCCCUCCCCCUCUCUCUCCUCCCCCCAACGAGCGCGCUGCUGGCGCUGA
Molecule: messenger RNA, 822 nt
Organism: Closterium sp. Naga37s-1
Lineage: Eukaryota; Viridiplantae; Streptophyta; Zygnematophyceae; Desmidiales; Closteriaceae
Source: the annotation of a GenBank genome assembly